Poeciliopsis prolifica (blackstripe livebearer) is the source of this 6997-nucleotide messenger RNA. Its product is annotated as collagen alpha-1(XIV) chain-like. Gene Ontology annotation, cellular component: interstitial matrix. Lineage: Eukaryota; Metazoa; Chordata; Actinopteri; Cyprinodontiformes; Poeciliidae. The coding region runs from base 121 to 5733 and encodes 1870 amino acids. The record is from RefSeq and is a predicted model, not a curated record. The transcript is spliced from 48 exons. Gene Ontology annotation, molecular function: protein binding.
GAACGGACCGAAUCGGGGAGUCCGUGUGGGACCAACGAGCCUGAGACCGAGGAAGCGGCAGAACCUGGAAACAUAUGAUCUGAGAAGGUGUUUUGUGUGCUCUGGUCACCUGGAAUCAGGAUGCAGUUCUCAGUCAGACUGAGCUUCUUCCUGCUGGGCUUUGUUUUCAUCGCAGUGUUGCCUCACACAGCAAAAGGCCAAGUUUCAUCACCACGGAGAUUUCGUGCAAAAGUCCUGGGACAGGACAAGCUUGAGGUAUCAUGGAAGGAGCCGAAAGGAGAUUUUGAAGGAUACAAGGUUAUUUACAUCACACGUCCAGGUGGACAACAGAAGGUGCUUGAACUAGCAAAGCAGGAAACAAAGCUGGUCAUUAAAGAUUAUGACCCCUCAAAAGAUUACAACUUUAAGAUUAGUGCUGUGAAUGGUGGGAAGGAGAGCAAACCUCUUCAAGGAAAACAUGAAGCUCAGCAAUCAGGCUCUGUAACAGCUCAAACCCAGGGGACUAAAAAGAGUGAUGUCACACGAGAAAACAACGAGAUCUCAGAAGCUGAAAAUGGAUUCUUGUGCAAGACUCCCGCCAUAGCCGACAUUGUGAUCCUGGUGGAUGGCUCUUGGAGUAUCGGUCGGAUUAACUUUAGGCUGGUUCGAGCCUUCCUAGAAAACCUUGUCAAUGCCUUUUCUGUGGAAUUUGACAAAACAAGAAUUGGACUUGCUCAGUACAGUGGAGACCCCAGGAUUGAGUGGCAUCUGAAUGCUCACACUACCAAAGAGGCUGUGAUAGAGGCUGUGAAAAACCUGCCCUAUAAAGGAGGAAACACACUGACAGGUCUGGCUCUCACCUUUAUACUGGAAAACAGCUUCAAAGUAGAAUCUGGGUCCCGGCCUGGUGUUCCAAAAAUAGGAAUCCUCAUCACUGAUGGGAAAUCCCAAGACGAUGUGAUUCCUCCUGCCCAAAGCUUGAAGAAUGCUGGGAUAGAACUAUUUGCUAUUGGUGUGAAAAACGCAGAUGAAAACGAGCUGAAGGCCAUUGCGUCUCCUCCCGAGGAGACUCACGUAUACAACGUGGCAGACUUCAGUGUGAUGAGUGACAUCGUGGAAGGUCUCUCCAAGACCGUCUGUGACCGUGUGGAACAGCUUGACAGAAAAAUAAAAGGAGCAGGAGAGCCAGCUCCGCCCGUCACCUCUAUUACACCUCCUCGUAAUCUUGUGACAUCAGAUAUAACAGCUCGCAGUUUUCGGGUUACAUGGACUCACGCACCAGGCCAGGUUGAGAAAUAUCGAGUGGUGUACUACCCAGCCAGUGGAGGACAACCAGAAGAAAAAGUGGUUUUGGGGACAGAAAACAGUGUGGAGCUGACUUACCUGAACUCCCUCACAGAGUACCAGGUGGCCGUUUUUGCCGUCUACCGAAGCUCUGCCAGUGAGGCCCUGAGAGGAAGUGCCACCACAUUGGCCCUGCCCACAGUGAACAACCUAGAGUUGUUCGAUAUCACCCACAGCACCAUGAGGGUCCGCUGGAAGAUCGCCGCUGGGGCUUCAGGUUACAUGAUCCUGUACGCCCCGCUGACUGAGCAAGAAGCUGCAGAUGAGAAGGAGGUGAAAGUGGGUGAUUCUGUAAAUGAGGUGGAGCUGGAAGGGUUAACUCCAGCCACUGAAUACACAGUAACAGUUUAUGCCAUGUAUGGAGAGGAGGCCAGUGAUCCCAUGACCAGCCAGCAGACCACAUUGCCACUCAUCCCAGCAAGUAACCUACGUUUCCAAGACGUGGACCACAGCUCAGUUCGCAUAACUUGGGAUUCCCCUUCUAGGUUGGUGCGAGGCUACCGCAUCAUGUACGUCAAGACCAGCGGAGUCCAAACUACUGAGGUGGACCUCGGUGCUGUGACGAGCCAUUUGCUCAAAAACCUGACCUCCCUGACGGAGUACACAGUCGGGGUCUUUGCUGUCUACAAAGAAGGAGAAGCUCCAGCAGUGACCGAAAGCUUCACUACAAAGAUGGUUCCAGACCCGAUGAAUCUGAAAAGCAGCGAUAUCUCCUCAGAUGGUUUCCGGGUGUCAUGGCAACACCCCGCCUCUGAUGUGCUGCUGUAUCGACUCACCUGGACGCCCACCGAUGGCGGAGACAAUGAGGAGGUUCUGGUGAAUGGAAACAUCAACACCUAUCUGAUUAAAGAACUUGAACCCGCCUCCGAAUAUGAAGUCCUCCUGGCUGCUAUCUACGCAAAUGAGGUUGAGAGUGAUGAGAUGGUGCUAAUAGAAACCACUGCUAAGAGGACAACUACAGUUGCUACAACAACCACAACGACAUUAACACCUCGUUAUGCUGUGAAGAACCUGAAGAUCGAUGAAGAAACCACAUUUAGCAUGCGGGUGUCGUGGCAGGCUGUAGACUCCAGAAACAUCCGUCAUUAUCAACUGACCUACAUCAGUGCCAGGGGAGACAGAGCAGAGGAGUCGAGGACGGUGCCCUCAGGUCAAACCAGCCUGGUUCUGCAGCCUCUCCUUUCAGACACACAGUACAAAGUCACUGUGAUUCCUGUUUACAAUGAGGGAGAUGGCCCUGUAUCCUCAGAAAUGGGUCGGACACUUCCUCUUUCAGCUCCUAGGAACCUCCGUGUGUCAGAAGAAUGGUACAACCGCUUCAGGAUCAGCUGGGAUGUUCCUCCUUCGCCCACUAUGGGCUACAGAGUUGUCUACCAGCCUCUUACUGCCCCUGGACAGGCGCUGGAGACUUUUGUUGGAGAGGAUGUGAACACCAUGCUGAUCCUCAACCUCUUGAGUGGGACAGAGUACAGUGUCAAGGUCAUCGCAUCCUACACCACAGGAUCCAGCGAGGCUCUAGCAGGAAAGGCCAAGACUUUGUAUCUUGGAGUAACCAGUCUGAGCACAUAUCAAGUGAGGAUGUCUGGUGUUUGUGCUCAGUGGGUGCCUCACCGGCAUGCCAGUACCUACAGACUGGUUGUUCAAUCUGUGACUGGUAGUCAGAAGCAGGAGACCAGGCUCGGUGGAGGUGCCAGCAGACACUGUUUCAGCAACCUGAAGCCCAACACAGAGUAUAAGAUCAGCAUAUACUCCCAGCUACAGGAUGGGACUGAAGGACCUGCUGUCACUGCAAAUGUGAAGACAUUACCAAUCCCAACACCAGCUCCGGCCAAGCCCCCGACCACCACUCCACCACCCACAAUCCCUCCUGCGAAGGAAGUUUGUAAGGCAGCCAAAGCGGACCUGGUCUUUUUAGUUGAUGGAUCCUGGAGUAUCGGUGACGACAACUUCCUGAAGAUUAUCCGUUUCCUGUACAGCACCGUCGGAGCUCUGGAUCGGAUAGGCCCAGAUGGCACACAGGUGGCCAUUGCCCAGUUCAGUGACGACGCUCGGACUGAGUUCAAGCUGAACUCCUACGGUAACAAAGAGCGUCUGCUUGAUGCCAUCAACAAGAUCUCCUACAAGGGAGGAAACACUAAAACAGGCCGAGCCAUCCAGCAUGUGAAGGAAAACAUCUUUACAGCUGAAGGAGGAGCCAGGAGAGGAAUCCCUAAUGUCCUUGUAGUUCUGACUGAUGGCCGAUCCCAGGAUGAUGUCAAUAAAGUUUCCAAAGAGAUGCAGAUGUCAGGUUACAUUGUGUUUGCUAUCGGCUUCGCUGAUGCCGACUAUGGAGAGUUGGUGAGCAUCGCCAGUAAACCGAGCGACAGGCACGUCUUCUUCGUGGACGACCUGGACGCCUUUCAGAGGAUCGAAGAGAAGCUGGUGACCUUUGUGUGCGAGGCCGCUACUGCGACUUGCCCAUCAAUACCAAUGAGUGGCAGCACAACCCCAGGAUUCCGUAUGAUGGAGCUGUUUGGACUUGUUGAAAAUAAGUACAACAGUAUCUCUGGUGUUUCCAUGGUACCUGGCACCUUCAAUGCCUUUCCCUGCUUCCACCUGCACAGCAACGCUCUGAUGGCACAGCCAACCAGGUUUAUCCAUCCUGAGGGGCUUCCCUCUGACUACACCAUCACCCUGCUGUUCAGAGUGCUGCCCGACACGCCGGAGGAGCCCUUUGCUAUCUGGGAGAUCCUCAAUAAGAACAACGAUCCACUAACUGGAGUUAUCCUGGACAAUGGAGGAAAAACUUUGACAUUCUUCAACAACGACUUCAGGGGAGAGUUUCAGACUGUCACAUUUGAAGAUCCAGAAAUCAAAAAACUCUUCUUUGGAAGCUUUCACAAGCUGCACAUUGCAAUCAGCAAGACGAGUGCCAAAGUGUUCAUCGACUGCAAAAUGGUGGCAGAGAAGUCCAUCAACGCAGCGGGAAACAUCUCCACAGAUGGAGUGGAAGUUCUGGGCAGGAUGGUUCGCUCCCGAGAGAACAAGGACAACUCUGCACCGUUCCAGCUCCAGAACUUUGACAUUAUUUGCAGCACAUCCUGGGCCAACAGAGACAAGUGCUGUGAACUGCCUGGUCUGAGGAAGGAGGUAGACUGUCCAGCCUUACCCAAAGCCUGCACCUGCACACAGGACAGCAAAGGUCCAGCUGGUCCUCCCGGAGUGCCUGGCGGUCCUGGAAUCCGAGGGGCCAGAGGUGAUCGUGGCGAGCCGGGUCCAGUGGGGCCCGCAGGUCCUGUUGGAGACACAGGUGUACCCGGACCUCAAGGACCACCUGGACCUCAGGGACCAAGUGGCCGCUCCAUCAUUGGACCCGCUGGUUCUGCAGGAGAGAGGGGGCAGAAAGGUGAAGCUGGCCAACAAGGACAACAGGGUAUACCUGGAAGACCCGGCCCUGUGGGAAGAGAAGGACCUCCAGGACCCAGGGGACUUCCAGGCAAAGACGGCCCACAGGGCAGACAGGGACCCCCGGGAACUAUGGGGACUCCAGGAUCUCCUGGAUCUCCUGGAAAUACCGGAGCCCAAGGAAAACAAGGAACCCUGGGACCACCGGGUCCGCCAGGAACAAAGGGAGAGAAAGGUGAACGGGGUGACCUUCAGUCAACAGCAUCAGUUCAGGCCAUUGCCAGACAAGUCUGUGAGCAGCUGAUCCAAAGUCACAUGUCACGUUACAACACUAUCUUGAACCAAGCGCCCAGUCCACCAGUGUCCAUCCGCACAGUGCCUGGACCUCCAGGAGAACCUGGUCGUGAAGGUCCCCCGGGGCCCCAGGGAGAACAGGGACCACCAGGAAGGCCAGGCUUCCCUGGCCAAAAUGGUCAAAAUGGAAAUCCUGGAGAACGAGGUCAACCAGGAGAAAAGGGGGAUAAAGGGUCUGCAGGUGUUGGUGUCCAGGGCCCCAGAGGACCCCCAGGACCUCCUGGUCCCCAAGGACAGGGCAGACCUGGCAGCCAGGGUCCAACAGGUCGCCCUGGAAAUCCUGGAACUUCUGGUCGGCCCGGAGUUCCCGGUCCAGUCGGCCCUCCAGGACCGCCGGGAUACUGUGACCAGAACUCUUGUUUGGGCUACAAUGUUGGAGAAGGUGAAGAGAUCACUGACAUCCGCAGUAUCCCUCCAGUCCAACUUCCGUCCAGCGUCUUCCAAAACUAUGGUGAGGCAGAAGAGGACGACCCAUACCGCUACUACCAGCCCAACUACCCAGCUCCUCAACCCGUCUCGCCUGAUGACCCCGCGCUGGCGCAGGACGAUGUCGAGCUGAGGUCCCCCGGUGUGUACCGCAGCAAACGGAGCUCAAAGGCGGAAGAGGAGCAAGCCGGGACAAAGAGGAGAAUAAAGAGAGGAGUGAAGAAUCCUCCUAAACUAACUAACUGAGAGGAGGAAGCUGGAGGACAGAGGGACGCUUGCUCUUUGUGAUUGGAAGGCUUGGAGCCAUUAUGAACUAAUCAACAAGUGCCUGAUGUAGGGGGUUUCUUAUGGACAUUGGAGAUGGAACGGGAGGGGAAAUUAGGUUGGGGAAACUUAACUCAUCUAUGCUAUUGAAUUAACUUCAACAGAACAGAUUUAUUUAGUUUUAUUCAUUUUGUUUAGGUCAAGCAAAGUGCUCAGAAAGGUACUGAACUUUGGUUCAUAGUACCCAAAAACUGUCAGUAUUCAAUUUAUUGAUUUGUUUUCAGGUCUUUCUGUUUUCCACCUGGUUGUUUAAGUGCCUCCUAGUGUUUUUUCUAGUACUUUGAUGGUAAAGUAAAGUAUCUUUUCUUUGACGGUCUCUUUUGAUGCCUGUUUGCCAGGGAAAGAUUUACUUGAGCCUUUCAUUUGUUUAUUUAAUCAGUGAACGUGUAAAAUGGUUUUACAGUGCAACAUUUCCAGUAAUCCUUUACUUUGGUAAUUUUUUGCAUUGAGCUGUGUGAUUAAUACCCCACCCCUCUGUUUUGAAGGCACGUACAAUUUGCAGCCAGGGAUUUUUUUCAUCUUCACAACUGGUAUUUGUGGAGUUUUGCAUGUUUUUAUUUCAUUUUAACAUGUGAUGCAUUCAUUUCUGACCUGAUAAAGCCACAGAUAAACCUAUCCUACAUAUCAUGAUGGCUUUAUGAAUGCUUAUUGAUAUAAUAUUAAGCUAAUAUCUGUAUGUUUGAGAAGGUUGAUUAAACUAAAACUUUAUAAAUCCAUAGAUAAUAUGGGCAAAAAACAGAUUGCUGUUUCUCACCUCUUACCUUUUAAUUUUACCAGUUUAAUUUUUCUUCAACAUUUCCUGUUCAUAUUUGUAAUCUGUUAGCCAUCUGUUCCAGAGAAAAUAUUCUACAUCCUUUUAUAUUUUUUUUUCAUUUUAGGUCAGCUUUAGAAAAUGAGUACAAAUAAAUUAAGCACACUAAUUCCAUAUGCAUGAUUGGUUUAUUAUCUUAGUUUUCAUGCUGCACCUUUUUUUUCACUCCCAUUUUUCUUGUUGGUGUGAUUAAAUUAUGCCCAAUCACAUUUUCAAUUUGGUAAAUGCUUCCUCCGUUUGUUUCUUUUCUGAAGCCUUUGGUGUUACUGCAGCGUCUGAUCAGGAUGUUUAAAACUAAAAAAAAAAUCAAGGAAGUAAUUUAUUUUUUACUUGGUGUUGAUUUUCUCAGAACAAUAAAACUGAAGUACAAGCGUU